UUUUUUUUUUUUUUUUUUUCAAUCUUUUUGAUUCUCACUCUCUUUCUUCACACAAUGUGGCUGCCGUCCUUGACGUCGUCGGCUGCUGUUGCGCGCACGGCCGUCGUCGCUGUGGCUGCACGCUCGUCUGCAAUGCUUUCUGGGCCUGCCCGGCCGGCCCCCUCCGCCGCGAUGGCGAGAUCUCUGUCUUUGAGUGCAGCCUCCUCGGCAAUGCUGCUGAGCCAGCGAGGAGCCGGUCGCUUGCCCGCCAUGCCCCUCGCAGUCGCCGCCACAUCGAGCCCGCUCCAUCAACAACAGUCACGAUCGUUGACAACUGGCCGUCGCAUCCGCAAGCUCGCCAUCAAGCGAAACAAGGUCAUCCUGCUUCAAGACAUUUCUGACGUUGGCAAGCGAGGGCAGGUUAUCGCAGUCCGACCGGGCUUUGGCCGAAACAAUCUCGUCAUGUACGGCAAAGCCCAGCCGUUGCACAUUUUCCGCCAAGAAACAGAAGCACUGUAUGGUCGCGAGGUCUACGAUCGUUUCGCCGAGCUCUCCAAGCGGCUUGAGCCCAAGAAAGAGAGCGCAACCGACGAGCUUGCUCAUUUGGACGACGUUCAAUUCGAUCUUUCGUGGGAGGGCAUCACUUUCUGGAUGGCGGAAGAUUCUCCCGCCACCACCGCUCGUCUCACGUUUGGCGUGUCCGCCGAAGAUGUGAUUGACCAAGUCCGACAGCACCAUAACGUGUCGCUCGCUCGUAGCUCCCUGCCCGCUGACUUCCCGCCAAUCAAGACGCCUGGCACUCACUUUGUGACGCUUCGCUUGACGGACGAGUCCAUCACUUUCCUUACAGUCACGAUUGAUACUCGCUCGCGUGCCGAAAUGCGCGACCUGUUGAACUCUGCCGAAGCUGAAGCUGAAGAAGAUGAGCCGGAGGAGAACGGCGAAGUCGAACCCACACCUAAAGCGGAAGGUGAUGAUUUCUUCCAAUCGCUGUUUUCAACUCCAUCCGACAGUGCAUUGCCGCGGUAGUUUAAUGCUUGUUUGUUGACCUGGAGAUUUGUAACAUAAUACUAGAAACACAACAAUGA
Messenger RNA from Capsaspora owczarzaki ATCC 30864, 1067 nucleotides. RefSeq lists its product as hypothetical. The record is from RefSeq and is a predicted model, not a curated record. Gene Ontology annotation, biological process: translation. Gene Ontology annotation, cellular component: mitochondrion; ribosome. Lineage: Eukaryota; Filasterea; Ministeriida; Capsasporidae. The coding region runs from base 55 to 1008 and encodes 317 amino acids. The transcript has 5 exons. Gene Ontology annotation, molecular function: structural constituent of ribosome.